Pyrgilauda ruficollis (rufous-necked snowfinch) is the source of this 6090-nucleotide messenger RNA. RefSeq names its product ADAM metallopeptidase with thrombospondin type 1 motif 14 (gene ADAMTS14). Gene Ontology annotation, cellular component: extracellular matrix. NCBI's taxonomy places the organism in Eukaryota, Metazoa, Chordata, Aves, Passeriformes, Passeridae. Bases 85 to 3582 code for a protein of 1165 amino acids. The record is from RefSeq and is a predicted model, not a curated record. The transcript is spliced from 22 exons. Gene Ontology annotation, biological process: extracellular matrix organization; proteolysis. Gene Ontology annotation, molecular function: metalloendopeptidase activity.
CGGCGGCGGGGGGAGGCGGUCGCCGGGCGCCGCCCGCCCCGCAUCCCGCAUCCCGCCGGCCCCGCAUCCCGCCGCCGGCCCCAAAUGGAUUAUCUGCGGCUGGUGCUCUCCUGCCUCGUCCCCCUGCACGGCUGCCUGGCCGCCGGCAGCGCCCCAGAGCUGCUCCUGUCCGGCAAACUCAGCGAGUAUGGAGUGAUCGUCCCCUUCAGCACCGACUGCCGGGGCCGCUUCCUGUCGCACGUGGUGUCCGGCGACGCGGCGGCGGGGCUCGGCCAGCCCGCCUGUCCCCCGGCCCCGUCCCUGUCCCCGUCCUUGUCCCCGUCCCCGUCCCGCCGCCGCGUCCCCCGCAGCCCCCCGGAUGAGCCCCCGCAGCGCCGCUUGCUCUAUUUCAACGUCACGGUUUUUGGGAAGGAGCUGCACCUCCGGCUGAGCCCCAACCGCAGGCUGGUGCCGCCGGGAGCCGUGGCGGAGUGGCAGGAGGAUUUUGAGGUGCUUUUCCGGGAACCCCUCCAGCAGCGGUGCCUUUUCACCGGUGACAUCUCCGGGAUGCCUGGAGCUGCCGUGGCCAUCAGCAACUGCGAUGGGCUGGCUGGCCUGAUUCGGACAGACAGCAACGAGUUUUUCAUCGAGCCCCUGGAGAGGGGCCAGCAGGACACAGAGGAGCACGGGAGGGCCCACGUGGUCUAUCGGCGCUCGGCCAUCCGGCAGGAUGGCGCCGAGCCGCGCCACGACCUCCAUCCCGAAGUGCCCGGCCUGCAGGUGGGUGAGCUCCCGAAUUCCCUGGAGCUGAUGGCGGAGCAGCUGGGGGACGCGGAGCGCAAGCGGCGCCACGCCAGGAAGGAUGACUACAACAUCGAGGUGCUGCUGGCCGUGGAUGACUCCGUGGUGCGCUUCCAUGGCAAGGAGCACGUCCAGAACUAUGUCCUCACCCUCAUGAACAUAGUGGAUGAAAUUUAUCACGACGAGUCGCUGGGCGUGCACAUCAACAUCGUGCUGGUCAGGAUGAUCAUGGUGGGAUACCGCCAGUCAGUGAGCCUGAUCGAGCGGGGCAACCCGUCGCGGAGCCUGGAGCAGGUGUGCCGCUGGGCGCACUCGCAGCAGCGCUCCGACCCGCAGCACGCAGAGCACCACGACCACGCCGUCUUCCUCACCAGGCAAGAUUUUGGGCCCGCAGGUAUGCAAGGCUACGCUCCGGUGACGGGGAUGUGCCACCCUCUCCGCAGCUGCACCCUCAACCACGAGGACGGCUUCUCCUCGGCCUUCGUCGUGGCCCACGAGACCGGACACGUGUUGGGCAUGGAGCACGACGGCCAGGGCAACCGCUGCGCCGAUGAGACCAGCAUGGGGAGCAUCAUGGCGCCGCUGGUCCAGGCCGCCUUCCACCGCUACCACUGGUCCCGCUGCAGCAAACAGGAGCUCAACCGCUACAUCCACUCCUACGACUGCCUCCUGGAUGACCCCUUUGAGCACCAGUGGCCCACGUUACCUGAGCUGCCGGGAAUUAAUUAUUCCAUGGACGAGCAGUGCCGCUUCGACUUCGGCGUGGGCUACAAGACGUGCACGGCGUUCCGCACCUUCGACCCCUGCAAGCAGCUGUGGUGCAGCCACCCGGACAACCCCUACUUCUGCAAGACCAAGAAGGGGCCGCCCUUGGAUGGCACCGAGUGCUCUCCUGGCAAGUGGUGCUUCAAGGGCCACUGCAUCUGGAAGACGUCGGAGCAGCCUUACAGUCAGGAUGGCAGCUGGAGCUCCUGGUCCAAGUUCGGCUCGUGCUCCAGGACCUGCGGGGGAGGCGUGCGAUCCCGCAGCCGGAGCUGCGACAACCCGCCCCCAGCAUACGGAGGGCGGCAGUGCCCGGGAGCCACCUACGAGUACCAGGUGUGCAACGCCGAGGAGUGCCCGGGGCCCUACCAGGAUUUCCGUGCCCAGCAGUGCUCCAAGCGCAACUCCUACUACACCCACCAGAACAGCAAACAUUCCUGGCUUCCCUACGAGCAUCAUGACGAUGCUCAGAAGUGUGAGCUGAUCUGCCAGUCUGAGGGCACGGGAGACGUGGUGUUCAUGAACCAGGUUGUUCACGACGGGACCCGCUGCAGCUACCGAGACCCCUACAGCGUCUGUGUCCGGGGCGAGUGCCUGCACGUCGGCUGUGACAAGGAGGUUGGCUCCCUGAAGCAGGAUGACAAGUGUGGGGUCUGCGGGGGGGACAAUUCCCACUGCCGGACGGUGAAGGGGACGUUGGCCAAGACCCCCAAGCAGCCAGGUGUUUUGAAGAUGUUUGAGAUCCCAGCUGGAGCAAGGCACCUUCAGAUAGAAGAGAUGGAGCCAGCAUCCCACAGCAUCGCUGUUAAGAAUCAAGCCACGGGGAACUUCAUCCUGAAUGCCAAGGGCCAAGAAGCCAAAAGCCAAGUGUUCAUUGAGAUGGGCUUGGAGUGGGAAUACACUGUGGAGCAAGGCAAGGAGAGCCUGAAAACCAGCGGUCCCCUGCACGAGGCCAUCAGUGUUUUGGUCAUCCCUCAGGAGGAGGAGGUGAGGAGCAGCCUCAUGUACAGGUACAUCAUCCACGAAGACCUGCUGCCCAUGAUUGGAAAUAACAAUGUCCUGCUGGAGGAGAUGGAUUCCUACGAGUGGGCCCUCAAGAGCUGGUCCCAGUGCUCCAAGGCGUGUGGAGGAGGCAUCCAGUACACCAAGUACGGCUGCCGUCGGAAAAGCGACAACCGGAUGGUGCAUAGGAACUUCUGUGACAAUGGCAAGAAGCCGAAGCCAAUCCGGAGGCGCUGUAACCUCCAGGAGUGCUCCCAGCCCAUGUGGGUGGCUGAGGAGUGGGGUGCCUGCAGCCGCUCCUGCGGGAAGCUGGGGGUGCAGGCGCGGGCGGUGCAGUGCGUGCAGCGCCUGCAGGACGGCACCAACCGCACCCUGCACAGCAAGUACUGCCCCGGGCAGCGCCCCGAGACGCGCCGGCCCUGCGGCCGCCUGCCCUGCCCCGCACAGUGGAGGACGGGAGCCUGGUCCGAGUGCUCGGUGACCUGCGGGGAAGGCGUCCAGCAGCGGCAGGUGGUGUGCAAGGGCAGCGACAGCGGUGCACGCUGCGAGGGUGACAAGCCAGAGGCCAUCCAGGGCUGCCACGUGGCUGUCUGCCCGGGGAAGCUCUCUGGCAUCACCGCCAGUGCCGAUGCCGGCGACCACGGCACCACCAAAGGGCAGCGGGUGCCCCAGGACGGAGCCAAAAACCCCGUGAGCAAGAUCUCCUCCAGGGAGCCCUGCCUCGGGGACAAGUCCAUCUUCUGCCAGAUGGAGGUCCUGGCUCGCUACUGCUCCAUCCCUGGAUACAACAAGCUCUGCUGUGAAUCCUGUGGGAAGAAAGCCUCCUCCUCCUCCACUGGCUCACCCCCUGUCACCAGCAUUCCCCCGGGAGCCACCACUCCCAGCCCUGCUCUGGCGCUCCUCCCCUACCCCACUACCCCAGCUCGGGGGGAGCCUGCUGGGAACCCCACUGUGGCACCUGGGGUAUCCAGCAGUGGUGCUUUUCCAGGGGAGCUGCCAGCCCCGAGGGAGCCAGGAAGGGGCCAGGGGGCCAGGUAACCUGCUGGGGACCACCUCCCUGUGAGGCUGGGAAAGCCUUUCUCCCUCUUCCCUCCCGUUCUCUCCAUCUUUUUCCUCUCUCCCAACUUCCAGUGAUGGUUUUUGUGGGUGGCACUGCCAGGUUUGGGAAUGACCUGGCUCCACACCCAGAAAUUCCUGGGAAAACCACUCAUUUUCCAUGGUCCUGCUUGCCCUCCUAGCUGUGCCAUGGCGCUUUUUGACAGUGCUGUGGGAAAAAAAGAUGGAAAAGAGCAAAAAAGGCUGCGGGUAGACAGGCUGCUUCCUCCCAAGGUGCUAAAAAGAUGUGGGAGGGGGACGGCUUUAAUGUUUCAUUUUCCUUCCCCCUGCUCCAAGCAGCAACACAGGAUGUGCUGGGCAGGAGGGUCCUGGCUUGGUGGUUCAGCCCUGGAGCUUGGGGAUAGCAAGGGGAGGAUCCUGGGAAUCUGCUGGGGAAAACUGGAGGGAGGUGGUGAGGUGAGGAGAGGGGAAAUGUGGGGAAAUCCCAAACUGCUGCUUUGGGCUGUCCUUGCUAAGGCAGAGAGUUUGGGAAACGUGUUUGGGGAAGGUGGAACGUGACAAGCAUAGAGUCCUGGAGGCAGGAGAUGGUCGAGGAGAUUCCAAAGUGAGCAAUAAGAGCCACAGGUCAAAGACCAAAAAGUGAUGGCAAAAAUGCCUGUCACCUGGGGGUGACUUUUUUCCAGCCAGUGCUGCCCUUGGCCAGUGCCCAGGAUCACCAGCCUAUCCCUGCACCAUGGACCCAGUGCCUCUGGGGCAGCAACAGCUUCCAGGGGAAAUGGGAGUGACUGGGAAGCCAGGAGUGGAUUUUAGGGGCAGUUACAAGGAGAGGAGAGAGACAAGGAUUCAUCUGCAUCUCUCAUUGCUUGGGAAGGGGUGGAAAGGGGGUGAUUAGUGCCCUUACAAAUGAUUGUGCCAAGUACUAAAGGUUUGCACAGCACUUUAGGAGCCUUGGGCUGCCCUCUCCUUGCUGGGUGCUGGGCCAGCUCUGGGCACAGGGUUUGCCUUGACAAGUUUCAGUCCUCAAAAACCUCCCAAAAAUGGUGUCCCUGUGGGGGCUUCCAUGGUUUUGGUACUUCGGGCACCUCUGGUGCAGUGGCAGGGGAAGGUGGGGGAGGAAGUUUUGGGAACGGGGGAGGUGGAGUCCCAGGAAGGCAAGGCUUGGCAGACAGAGCAGUUUGGCAUUGCAGAGUGGGAUGUCCUUGGGAGCACGUGCAUGGUGUGGGUGCUGGCCCUGAGGCUCCUGCUCCCCUGGUAUGCAAGGAGGAGGAUGUGGCAUCCCUAGGGACAGCGUUUGAGCUCUGCAGGUAGCCAGGGCUUGUGGUGAGGUGGCCAGGGUGAUAUUCCCAGUCUGGCAUGGCUUGUGACAGGGCUGAGGUGCUUGCUGUGACUGAAAUGGAUGGAGACCCCUCUGCAUUCUGGAUGUUUUAAGCGUUGGACUCUGCACUGCUCCCCCAGAGCUUCCCCACACCCUCCUGCUGCCGAGUCACAGCUGGGUGAGCAUUUUUCCCACUCCUCUUAAAGCACCUGGGGCUGGAGGUCCUCGGCCCCCUGGGUGCUGCCCUUUGGCCUUAGGUGGGCAUCCCAAAACAUGGAGCAAAGCCCCCCAUCUGUCUGAGCCACACAGCUGGCACACCUCGCGGGAGUGGGCACAUGGAGGGUGCCUGUGGAGUGCCCAGACCCAGGACAGGCAGGUAUUGGCACCCACAGGGGCUCCUGUGGGGAUACCAGGGUGGGUUCAUCCCUCCAGCCCUGCCGUGCCCCUUGCCAGGCCCUCCGCGGGCGUGCCAGCAUUUAUUUAUUGUGCCAAAGAGAACGCUUUGUUUGCUCUCCAAGGAGCAUAACAAAAAGACCUUCUUUCCCCUCAAAAAUGGGCUGUGAUGUCCUUUCUCCGAAAUUCCCAGCUGCUCCCCUCCCUUCGGUGCUGGCCUAGGUUUGGUGCUUUAUUGCUUUAGGAAUAUUUGCAGUGGUCCCUCCCUACAGCUCAGGGCAGAGCUGGGGCUGGGCACUGACCCAGCCUCGCACCCACAGACCCUGGGGGUGUCUGGGCAGGGGGCUGUGAUCCUGACCUCAGGAUCACCUGAGGGCUGGGGGAGAUGUGGAUCAGGCUGGGAUAACCUCCCCCAGCAGCAGUGGGUGCUCUGGGGUGGUGGUGCUGCAGGGCUGCGUGUUUCAUGGAAUCCUGGAGUGCUUUGGGUUGGAAGGAGCUGUAAAGUUCAUCUGGCUCCAGCCCUCCUGCUGUGGGCAGGGACACCUUCCACUAGACCAGGGUGCUCCAUCCUGCCCUUGAACACUUCCAGGGAUGGGGAAUUUAUUCCAGUUGAAGGCAGGCUGAGCUUGGGUGGCUUUAUCCUGCCUCUGGUCCUGCCUCCAGGAGGAGAGGAUGACUCUGAUCCCCUGCACCCUCCUGAGCCAGGUGGGUGCAUGGAGUCGUUCCUGUGCUGUAACCUUGUCCAGUGUUACCAUGAUGUAUAAAGUUUUGUACAUAUGAGA